Messenger RNA from Clupea harengus (Atlantic herring), 2224 nucleotides. It is a transcript of the gene b4galt7, whose product is annotated as beta-1,4-galactosyltransferase 7. Gene Ontology annotation, cellular component: Golgi apparatus. Gene Ontology annotation, biological process: proteoglycan biosynthetic process; carbohydrate metabolic process. The record is from RefSeq and is a predicted model, not a curated record. Gene Ontology annotation, molecular function: xylosylprotein 4-beta-galactosyltransferase activity. NCBI's taxonomy places the organism in Eukaryota, Metazoa, Chordata, Actinopteri, Clupeiformes, Clupeidae.
GGUUACACACACUUUAAAAAAAUCGAAAAUAGCCAGCGUGUAGGAUUUUUUCCCCCCGAAGAUGCCAAGUAGUACCGGUGACGGGUCUUAUCAACGGAAGAGGAUUUGCGAUAGUGAAAUGAAUCCUUUGCAGUUUAUAUAAGUUUGUGAUACAAAUAGACAGGGUCGCAUUGAAAUGAUAAACUUAAGCGCUAAUGUUAUAGCUAACUUAGGCUAGAUAUAAUUUAGCGAUAGCUGACAAGCUAUCGUAAGCGCAGAGAAUGUAUCUUUAGCUAGCUAACUAAAUGGGUAAUUAAACUCCUAGCUAGACAACAGCCUAAGGAUAUGAGUUUGGCUGGGGACAUUUAUACCAUGAUACUUGUUAACGACAACGUUCAGCAAUGCUGAAUAAUUUAACUUUAUUGAUAGAUAGCUGCCAGUUCGCUGCAAUGAAAUUAUACGGGUUGUGGUAUGAAUAAAUCAGAGUUGUAGUUUAACUCUGGCUACUUUACAUUAAGGAGAAGGCGCAAAAUGGAGCAGAGUGUCCGUAAAAGGAAGAACAUUUUUACACUCUUACAUUUGGAGGAACUGUACCGUUAGUUGGAUACCCCAGCUGCUACAUUUACUUUUCAGAGACAUUCAAACUGCCAAGGUACCCGACUUAAACUCCUUGGACGUCUGCCUUACAUCAGCUCACCAACGAAGUUAAUUUGACACCAAUCCGCAAGAUGAUGUAUUCUUCGCGUAGGAAACCAGUCCUUUAUUUCAAAGAAGACAAAAGCUCAAACUCCAAGAUGAACAGACAAGACACUAAUCCGUUUUUGACAAGGAAGUGCACAGUGUUUAAGCUGUUUGGCCUGUGCUUGCUCCUGGUGAUGGGCUCUCUGCUGUGGCUGCAGUUGAGCUGCUCUGGAGACCUGGGCCAGCCCCCACCAGGCGAGCCCCCACCCCAGCACUGCCCCGAGAGGCUUCCGCUCAGCCAGGACAACCCGGGCUGGGGCCCCCACAAACUGGCCCUGAUUAUCCCCUUCAGGGAGCGCUUUGAAGAGCUGCUGGUCUUUGUGCCCUUCAUGCACGCGUUCCUCAACAAGAAAAGGAUACGACACAAGAUCGUUGUGGUCAACCAGGUGGACCACUUUCGUUUCAACAGAGCCUCCCUCAUUAACGUGGGCUAUCUGGAGAGUGGAAAUGAGACAGACUACGUAGCCAUGCACGACGUGGACCUGCUUCCCAUGAACGAGGCCUUGGACUACAGCUUUCCAACGGAGGGGCCUUUCCAUGUGGCCUCUCCAGAGCUGCACCCCAUCUACCAUUACAAAACCUACGUAGGCGGCAUCCUGCUCCUCACCAAACAACAUUACCAAAUGUGCAAUGGCAUGUCCAAUCGGUUUUGGGGCUGGGGAAGAGAGGAUGAUGAGUUCUUUAGGAGACUCAAGACUGCUGGACUGCAGCUUUUCAGGCCAAAUGGGAUAAAAACGGGUUACAAGACCUUCCGCCACAUCCACGACCCUGCAUGGAGGAAGAGAGACCAGAGGAGGAUAGCAUCUCAGAAACAGGAGCAGUUUAAGGUGGACCCUACGGGGGGGCUGACUAACAUGCGCUACACGGUGGAGGCCAGGCAGGAGUUGACCAUCAGUGGGGCUCCCUGCACAGUCAUCAGUACCAAACUGGAGUGUGACCUGGAUGACACACCUUGGUGUCAGUUCAGCUAGUCCGACCCUCUUCUCGCUAGAACAUUGACAUCAUGGGAGUGAAUGCUGUCACUUUUCAUUGAAAAUAUUUUCAUUUUAUGCAAAUGCUAAAGUGCUCUAUAGCUGCCUGAUUUCCUCUCCGAACAAGCUGGCUGAAUCUUGUGACUAGAUUUCAUGAACUGCACAGGAGUUUGAUCUAUUCCAAUUCCAGCAUUUUGUAUGGGUUUGUUUGUUUGUUUUUUUCUUUUCUUUUUGUUUUGUGGAGUCAAGUUACACCAUAGGAUGCAGCAGUGGCCUUUAUUUCACAGGGAUCCAACGGUAUCCUCAUGCAGUUGUUCACAUCUAUUGUUACGGUGAUUGGGGACAACUUAAACCUCUUGAAGCUGGAUACUAGGAUAUCACUGGGAGGACAAAAUCCUCAUACGCCCAAACGUGACAGAUGGUUUUAGGGUACUUUGGCGUGCAUUUGCACCUAUUUAUAUAACAUUAAGUGUCUGGAAAUUAUUUGCACAUUGUUUUAUUCUUAUAAAAUUCAUAAAUUUAUUUCAAUCCAA